Venturia canescens is the source of this 3314-nucleotide messenger RNA. RefSeq names its product fussel (gene fuss). Lineage: Eukaryota; Metazoa; Arthropoda; Insecta; Hymenoptera; Ichneumonidae. Gene Ontology annotation, molecular function: DNA-binding transcription factor activity, RNA polymerase II-specific; SMAD binding; RNA polymerase II cis-regulatory region sequence-specific DNA binding. Gene Ontology annotation, biological process: negative regulation of BMP signaling pathway; negative regulation of transcription by RNA polymerase II. Gene Ontology annotation, cellular component: nucleus; transcription regulator complex. Bases 102 to 1832 code for a protein of 576 amino acids. The record is from RefSeq and is a predicted model, not a curated record. The transcript is spliced from 7 exons.
CGUAGUGCAAUCCGCCGUCAACGUUCCAGCGACUUAUCGGCCUUGUUGUUAGCAUCGGCUACUCUGAGGAUUCCGACUUGAAAAACUAAUUACCAUUCAGGAUGGAUAGACCUUCGGAAUCGUCCAUGGUGCCUUACACUCCGUCUCAAAAAGCAGUCGUCCAGUCCAGUCCUCAACCGCAAUCGCGUCCCGCAGUUCAUAAGGAAUUGCAGGUCGGUAACAUUUCGGUGUGCGGCAUCAAAAUUGUGUCCAUCGUGAUCGAGGGAGUGGAGAGACUUUGCCUGGCGCAAAUAAGCAGCACACUCCUCAAACAGUUUAGCUACAAUGAGAUACACAAUCGUCGGGUCGCCCUGGGGAUAAACUGUGUCCAGUGCACGCCGGUGCAGUUGGAGAUGUUACGCCGGGCCGGGGCGAUGCCACCGGCAUCGCGAAGGUGCGGGAUGAUCACGAUCAGGGAGGCCGAACGUCUUUGCAGAUCCUUUCUCACUGACAACGCUCCGCCCAGACUUCCGGAUGACUUCUACUUCUCGGUUCAUCACGAGUGCGCCUGGGGAUGUCGAGGUCAAUUCAUACCCUCUCGCUACAACAGUUCCCGAGCAAAGUGCAUCAAGUGCACCUUCUGCGGGAUCUUUUUCUCCCCGAACAAAUUCAUAUUCCACUCACAUCGGAAGGGUCUCACGGAUAAGUACGUGGAACCGGAUGCCGCUAAUUUCAAUUCGUGGCGACGACACAUGAAGCUCUCCGGAAACCCGAAGGAGGACAUAAUAUUCGCUUGGGAGGAUGUGAAAGCGAUGUUCAACGGCGGCACGAGGAAGCGUAUGCUGUCGAAGCCGGUCGCCGCCGGUGGAAACCACACGGAGGAGGGUUGGGAAGACGUCAAGUCCAUAUGCAGCUCGAGAAAACGCGCGAUCUGUAACACACCGAACCCCCGGGAAUCCCCGGGACCCGUCAGAAGAUCGAGAUCCUCACCGUCGGCACAAAUUUCAACGCCUCCCUUACCCGUCCAGCAACCGAGUACGCAUCCGAGAGUAGCACCGUUCAGGGAGCUUCCCUUGCCGCUUUCACGGAGCCUCAUGGCGGAUUACGUCUGGCAUCAACAGGCGGCCGCUGCUGCUAAGACUCCCGGCUUCGCCUUCCUACCUUACGGCUUUCCCUGGAUCGGAAAAGGAGGACCGGUGCUUCCCGUUUUUCCAGGUCCACUGGCGCCCCCGCUGAGCGGUAACGCACCGAGCGAAUCGCUCAUCCCCGGAACGGGCGCAUCUCUACCGCUCCCGCCUCCUCCUCUGCCACCCUCUCUUCACCAAUCGGCCUUCCGUCCCGUCGUUCGAUCCUCACCGAUCAUCGAGUCACCUCCCCCGGUCCGCGAGCAUCAAAUUCCAAGGAACAACGACGCUGACGAGAAAGAGAUCAAUUCGGACGACGAGGUCGACAUCGAGACGAUGGAGGACGAGGAUCCGACCUUCAGAGCAACCCCAACACCCAGCCUCCAUUUCGAUUCGUUGAAUCUUCGGAGCAGUAUCGCCGCCUCCAUUUCUGGCAACAGCAGCAACCACAGCGGUCGUAGUGCCUCGCCGCAGUGCUGGAGUCCUGCCCGCGAAACCGAACGCGAAGCUGAGAAAAUGGCCGAGGAGAGUGCUGCGCUCCGCGAAGACAAGCCGGAAUCCAAGAGCCUGGAGCGUUGGCACGGUCGAACCGGAUCCUUCUACCAGCAUCCGAAUGUUCUCGAAAGUAACGGAGACUCGUCCGAUCGCUCGACGCCCGAUUGCUCCGCGUGCAGACCCCGGGCAAUGUUUUACGGUCAAGUUCACAGCCCACCACUCUCCAGCAAUUAAUCCUCCAUCGUGCAAUCAAUGUUAUAUAUUUAUUUAUUUAUUAUAAAUAUCCUACACGGAUUAGACUCUAAGGAAACACCGCGCGUUCGUCGUAGUCUCUUACGAAAUAAUAAACGACGCUGAAGUUGGCCACGUUCGAGUCCAACGAAACGAAGGAAAAAAACAUUUGUAAAUGAGCAAUUUUUCAUUUCACGAAGCAUCGGUGCAGCUUGAAAAACUAAGAAUUGCAAAUUCGGCAGGGCGAAAUUGAAGAUUUACUGGAAUUACUGGAGGCUUUUUACAUCGUUUCGUGGACUGGAACGUUGCAAACUUCAACGUCAUAAAUAAUGAAACGUAUACGAAACUCCAUAUACGUGUGAUUAUGAAGGAUUGUCGAUAAGUUUGGCGUCUUAGAUGCAGCAGUAGAACUGAAGGAAACCGAGGGAAAAUUAACCUCCGAACGAGAGCUUCGUCGUUCGAGUCGAAUAAAAUGUUUUUUCAAAAAACAGCUAUACAUAGGUAACGAGCUAUUCAUAGGAGGAAAAAUAACACUGAAGUACCGUCUUAUUAACUCUUUAGUCAUGUUACAUCAUGGUUCUAGUAACUUUUGCAUAGCUCAAGGUGGGAGUCUCGCCGAAGCGUUUUUCUGAAGAAUUUCUUUGAUGAAAUUCGGGAAUUUUUCGAAGCUAAUCGUGCGCAAGUUUCCGGACCUCGAGCGGAGCCUUCGAGAUUUAAAUUGAUCGUGGUCGUCGCGAGACUCGUAUCUUGGGGAAUAAAUUGAAUGUAAAUACGUUCGGGAACGAGGCGGUUGGAAUGCGAUAAUCAGGCACUAGUUUGACCGCGAUGUGUGACUACACGCCGAAAAAUUAUCAUCGAAAACUCGUGGAAUUGAAGAAUCGCCACGGUCGAACACUCCUCGAAGAUAAUCCUCGCUUUUGUAGGGAAUCAAAUGCAAAACGUGCCCGCGAGUCGUCGCGACGGAACGAAACGAACCUACAAAUAUCUCUCUCUCUCUCUCUCUGCAUGCUCUUAUCGAAUAACCGUUCAUUUUUCGAUGGAAUGGACGAUGAAACCACUAAUAACUCAAAAUAUGAAACUAAACUUUGCUGGAAUCACAGUCCAUCGCGUGUCUUCGGGAAUAUUCUUUGACGCGUUGAAGUAUGUAUUUUUAUUAUUUAACACUUUGAUUCGAUGAAAACUCGAACGAUUUACGAGAAGAAUUCAUAAGGGUUCGAUUAGAUUUUAUCUCUCAACCGAAAAUAAACGGAGAUAUAAAUAGAUGUAUAAAUAGUUGAAAUUUUCUAACCCCCAAUUUUCGUUCGUUUGUCAAUUGAACUCUGAAUUCGAGAUCCAAUUUUCGUUCGAGACCCGAAGUAUUCCUCAUAAAGCUUCAUUAUUACGCGCGAUUAUUAUCGGAUGAAUAUAUGAAUAAUUCGACGUUACCAAAUCGUAUUAUAUAAUAAUGUGUAACAAAAAUUGUAAUAAAAUCGUUAUCGAAUAAUA